UGGUUGGUCUCGACGUGUUAUCUCAACGAUGAUUGGUCGAAGGCGGCGUGGCCUCUUGUUGUGUUUAUGAUAUUGUUGACAAGUGGGAGUUGCUCUGUCAAAUAACUUUAGAAUAUAAGUAGUCAUUGAUAAACCGUCGAGAAUGGUCUAUCUUCACUUUCCUAGCAACAUGACGGAGGAGGAGCAGAUGCUUCAGGCGAAGUAUCAGAAAUUAAGACGAAAGAAAAAGGCACUGCAAGCUCUGAAAGCACCGAAGCAAGAACCAGAACCACUAGUGCCUCUGAAGCGGCCAAUGGAAGCAAAGGAUGCCAAGGAAAUGGCUAAGAAAUUGAUAAAAUCAGGGGCUAUCAAAGUACCCGAGCGACCUCAGCCAGCCACAGAGAAGACAACUUUCAAAAGAUCUAUGGGAUUGGAGAGAAAGCUAUCUGCUGCAGAUAAGGCUCCCUCAGGAUAUCAGCCAUUUUCUACCUCGCAUCCAGAAGAAGAGAUCCAUGAGUCAAGGCAGAAGUCAAAGCAAACUGUUUACAAAUUUUACACAGAAGGGGACUGGAAAUUAAAAAGGAAGAGGGAUGCAGCAUAG
Molecule: messenger RNA, 580 nt
Organism: Penaeus monodon (black tiger shrimp)
Lineage: Eukaryota; Metazoa; Arthropoda; Malacostraca; Decapoda; Penaeidae
Gene: Nelf-E
Product: negative elongation factor E-like
Biological process (GO): negative regulation of transcription elongation by RNA polymerase II
Cellular component (GO): NELF complex
Source: RefSeq, a predicted model, not a curated record